UGCCGCAACGCAAAAAAAAGAAUUAAUUUUUUAGAUUUAAAAUUUUAAUCUAAUUAACGUUGUAUUCGUUAUUUAAAUAUUUAAAAAGAAAUUAAUACACCGAACAGUAUUAAGAAUUAUAGCAAUUCUAAUUUUAUUUCAACCCUAACUUCAGCAUAAAUCUGAAAUUUACCUAACCUAUUUUCCAUAUUUGCCGGCAUCGGACCGAACGGCCCUUUAAAGUGUUUGUUUUAAUCAAAAAAGGUCAUAGAAGAGGAAAAAGUUUGAGAUUUACAACAGUAAUGCACAAUUUGCCAUAGCCCAUUAUUUUUUAAGCUUAGAAGUGAGCAUAUCCGGAAAUUUUAUUCUAACAAUGGAUUCAGCACUAAUAACCGCAGAACAAAAUAUCACCCAAAAUAUCUCAUUCAAUGGAUCGGAUAAGGAAUAUUCCAUCGAGAUACUCGGACAAGAGGUCACUGUUAAUUGUAGCGCCGGUAACCACAAUCAUGGCAGUUCAAAAGUCAAGCUAACUGACGUUGUUGACUAUAACUGGGAGCUGAAGUUCUACGUUGGGCAGCUGCUAGCAGUACAUUUGAAUGGUCACGUAAUAGCCUACGGAAUGAAAGGAAAGAAAGGUGGAAUGAUACGUGUCACCAACCUGGAAACUAAUCGUAGAGCCCUGAUUAGAGAGAUGAAUGGUUUAGUUCAAGAUAUUUCCUUUGCUUUAAUUCCCCAACAAAUAGUUUUGGCGUGUGUCGAUGAGGAAGGCAGUCUUUUUGUGUAUAAUAUCGAUGAUAGGAGUGACGCAAUUGAAUGCACAUUAUUAAUGCACGUUAUUCAUCCCACAUCCCAAGCAAGUAAUUACAGAGUAAUAUGGUGCCCUUACGUACCAUCGUAUGGAGAAGACUCAGAUACUUUAGAUGAUCCCGCUAAACUAUUGGUGCUGUUAAAUGGAAGCACAGUCGAAGUCUGGGACGUUAGUAUUGUAAAUAAUCGUUACGGAACUGGACCUUUGCAACCGCAUACAAGUUAUGAAGGCUACGUUGAAAUCAACGGGCACGUGCUCGACGUAGUGGACGCAUCAUUUUCGCCCGACGGUACUGCGUUAGCGACCGCCAGUUUGGACGGAUUUGUGAAAUUUUUUCAAGUGUACAUGGUUGAAAAUGAAAAGCCUCGGUGUCUGCAUGAGUGGAAUCCACACCAAGGGGAAACGCUGUCUUGUCUCCUAUUUUUGGAUAAUGUACACACCUAUGGACCUGAUUCCAGGUUUUGGAAGUUCGCAAUAACCGGAUCCAAAUAUAACGCAGAACUUAAAAUUUGGUCCUGUGAAACGUGGAGCUGUUUACAAACUAUCAAGUUCGUACCUAACCCGACGUGUCCUACGUCUCAGUUAUUAUUAAAAGCCCGUCUAGAUAUGACAGGUCAAUAUUUGUUAUUAUCUGAUAUUAAUAACAGAAUAAUGUAUGUCCUGCAACUAGAGAAACACGAUUCCGAAAGAGUUGCAACUGUGAUAUCUAUUUCAGAAUUUUUAUUACCUGCACCAGUUUUGAGCUAUUGCAUUACAAGUGCAGAAAUUUGUAAAUUUCGCUACACAAGUAGUUCUGAUGAUCUGUGUUUAUGUGAAGCUAACGAAGAUGAAACUAACAUAUCCGCUAUUGUUAUAAAAUUGUAUGUGGUUCAACCCAAAAAAUUGCAGGAGUGUAAUAUUACCUAUCAACCUGACAGUCUUUCGGUUCAGAAUAACAGUGAAAUGUUCACAUUAGAUUCAUCCACAGACACACUAAUUAACUUGAACGAGAAUAAGGCGGACGACUCCAGCGCCAAAGACCUACCUAAAUUGAACGAUUUGCAAACGUCUGUAAAUUAUUUAAUCCAACAACAAACGGGCCAAGCUGCUUUAAAUUUAAUGACUCCGGACGCGUUCAGUUCGCCAAUUCAGAACAGUCCCACUAACAAAAGAAAUUCGCACGGCAGUAACUCGACCUCCCCUAUCAUGCUUAAGCCAGAAAAGAUAUCCGAAGAUGUCAAAAUUGAAAAUUUAAUGGACGCCGAUGACGUACUUCAGUUUGACAGACCGCUAAAGGAAAACUACGCCAGCGCCGGCUCCAGUCCGAGCCGCGAAGUGCAAGAGAUUUUAUCGUUUAAAAACAGCCAGGAGUAUUUCGAAAACCUUACCAAAGACACUAGUCCCGAAAUCGAAACUAAAAAUAAUUUUAAUCAAACUGACAAUUUGAUGUUUAACGAGAACAGCAGUAGCGAAGUGGUUUGGCCCAAUAUUCCUAUUAUGAAAGCGAAUGAAAUAGUUGAAGAGGAGAAUCGCAAGCUGGCGGCGGCCGAAAGUAUUACCGACAAUCGAAAUGACUUAGGUAGUGAUAAAACUCACCUUCAAGAGAUCAAUUUGCGUUUAAACAGCUUGGAGAAUCUGAUCCGUGACCAACACGCUCACAUUCAAAAAUUACAACAAGAGGUGAAUAAAAAUAAUAUAAAAGAUGACUUGAGGGGAAUGUUCGCAAAGGAAUUGGAUGUGGCCUUGUCCAGAAGUCAAAUUCAACAGGCGAAGUUGUUUGAGAAUUAUGUAAAUAUACAGAAAAGUGUAGAGCAAGAGCACAUCGAAAAUCUUAUAGCGAGUACCACUCAAAUUUUAACAAAACAAAUAACGGAGAAGUUACAAAUAAUUAUCGGGCACGAUAUAAAGAAUAUCGUUUUACCUUCCAUAAUGAAUACGUUUGAGAGUUUAAAACAUCAAUUGUUUGUCGAGUAUACACAAAAAUUAACUAAUACCGAUCACCUUUUGAAAGAUAAUAUUUCUAAGCUAGUUACCAGCAAAGCCGUGGCGGAUUCGUUGAGUUUAUCCAUAGUAAAUAUAAUAAAACCAAGUUUGGAGGAGUGUUAUAAGGAAAUGAUGGGUACAACACUUAUUCCAUCCUGGGAACGAGUCUGCGGAACAAUGUUUCAACAAAUUCAUGACACCUUUACUAAAGGCACUAAGGAAUACACUGCGUCAGUUGAAAACUACAUGGAUAAACAAAGACACGCGCAAGAUAAAGGUGCUGAUCUAAUAAGUCAAAUGCAAAAGGUUUCCGAUAACAUAAAAAAAAAUUCAGACAAGCUACCUGCCAAUGUUUCUCAAGAAAUUGAAAAGCAACUAAACAUUUCUUUUGCCAACAUGCAGGACAGAUUAACACUCAUGUUGGCGAAUUUGGUGAGUGAGCAAGUGAAAUUGGGCUUUAAGAACCAUGCGGCAAUACUGGAAGAUAGCGUUAUUAAUGCUGUUCGAUCGAGAGCAGUAACACCAUCGCCGCAUGUGUUUGAUUCUCAGGCGCAGUUGGCACACAUUCAACAACUGUUAGGCAAAGGACAAAUCGAUGUGGCCUUUCAGCAAGCUUUGUCAGCAUCCGAUUUAUCCUUAGUAGUACAUGUCUGCGAAAAAACGAAUCCUCAAGAAGUUUUCAAAAUAGGAGGUUGCUUACUCACACAGCCUGUCAUUUUGUCGUUAAUUCAACAGUUAAGUGCAGACUUAGUUAGAAACACUGAAUUGAAACAAAAGUAUAUCGAAGAAGCCGUUUUAAGUUUGGAGCCUACUAAUUUAAUAACGAAAGAGCACAUGCCUAUUGUGCUAAAAGAAUUACAACAAAACCUAAACAAUUUCAUAUCUUCGCAUCCUAAUCAUAGCUGUGUAAGGAAUAUGCGAAGGUUGCAUUUGAUGACGCAGUCGUUACUGACUCCCUGAAAUUUACUUUUAUUAGAAUUUCACAUAUUGACCUAACUCCAGAAUAUUGAUUUAUUAGAACUUAUUAAUAAAUAGAAGUAAUUAUGUCGUGUUAGUAUAAUGAAGUUCAUGUUUUGUUUUACUUGUAUUGUUUACAAAGAGACUGUAUUAUAGGUUAUGUUGGUAUAACAUUUAGAACUAUUGUAACCAUUUGUCACCGUUUUGUAUUUUUUUAAAUAAAUUAGAGUUGUGACAUUGA
Molecule: messenger RNA, 3947 nt
Organism: Photinus pyralis (common eastern firefly)
Lineage: Eukaryota; Metazoa; Arthropoda; Insecta; Coleoptera; Lampyridae
Gene: Ge-1
Product: enhancer of mRNA-decapping protein 4
Exons: 13
Coding region: 353-3709 (1118 amino acids)
Biological process (GO): deadenylation-independent decapping of nuclear-transcribed mRNA
Cellular component (GO): P-body
Molecular function (GO): protein binding
Source: RefSeq, a predicted model, not a curated record